GCUGUAAACAUGUUCAUUUUACUUUCGGCGCUAGCAUACUGCAUUUUGUUAACUACCUACGUCAGCAGCACAAGUGGAAUAACGGUGAAAUAUGAUAAUUCUCCAGAUACUAGAAAUAGUCAACUGCGGCAGGGGACGAGCAACGAUAAUUCACAAAGUUUCCACGAAGUAGACGCCUUUGGAGAUGACUAUGUUGAUUUUGGUGCUCACACUGGUCUCAACGGGGCUUUCUAUUGGCAUGCAAACUACCCAGUGGAAGAUAGUGAAAGUGACAGUACGGAUAGUGUGGACAGAUAUUACCAAACAGAGCAGGAGAGAUACGACUAUGAAUAAAGAAAAAAUAAA
Topomyia yanbarensis is the source of this 345-nucleotide messenger RNA. RefSeq lists its product as uncharacterized. The record is from RefSeq and is a predicted model, not a curated record. The transcript is spliced from 2 exons. NCBI's taxonomy places the organism in Eukaryota, Metazoa, Arthropoda, Insecta, Diptera, Culicidae. The coding region runs from base 10 to 333 and encodes 107 amino acids.